GUCAAACCCUGGUUGCAGCUUUGUUCUCAUGAUUCUGCUUGUUUAUCUUAAACUCCAUUCAACACAAUUAGCAGUUUCGGAGUAAAGGAGGACAAUAUAUAUGCAACUUAGGCCGAUCAGGUAUAACAUUCUGAGCAGUGCCAGGUGAAGUGAAUAAGACUAAUUAUCUCCUCAUCAUGGCACCUGUUAGUGGGUGGGAUAUAUAAGGCAGCAAGUGAACAAUUUGUCCUCAAAGUCGAUGUGUUAGAAGCAGGAAAAAUGGGCAAGCAUAAGGAUUUGGGCGAGUUUGACAAGGGCCAAAUUAUGAUGGUGGAUAGAAGACUGGAUCAAAGCAUCUCCGAAACUGCACCUCUUGUGGGGUGUUCCCGGUCUGCAGUGGUCAGUAUCUAUCAAAAGUAUCCUUAAAGGAUCUGCUGCUAACAUCUUGGUGCCAGAUACCACAGCACACACCUUCAGAGGAGUCCAUCAUGCCUCAGCGGGUCAGAAAGCACAAUUGCGAAACUUUAUCAUUUACUGGAAAUCAACAACACUGAGGCUAAAAUACAACAUGACAAUAGCUUCAAGGCAUGUGGAUUGCAUCUCUAUGCAAAGUUGGGACUCAUUUGCCUACCCAGGCUCGAUAAAAGGGUGACAUUCACUCUAGCUAGCUAGGCGUUUGUCAGCAAAGGAGACUGAUUUUACUGAUUUCUCAGGCAAAGUUGAAAGACAAUAAACCAAUUUCCAUGUCAAAUUGGUGUAAUAUACGUACGAAUAGUUUGUUGAUUUUGUUUGUUUGUUUGUUUUUCUGCCAGAAUUCAGUGACUAAAGAAUAUAAUGUAUAAGAAUAAACUCUGAGUAUAAAGAGGAAAUCAUCCAGUAACUGAGGUUAUGGUUUAUUAGGUAAUGUCACACACUCAGACGGAAAAAAAAUAAAAAUAACAUGUUUUUUUUUAUAUCUCUAUGUGAGUGUGUUGUGAACUUAACAAAUCUCAUGAAUGAAGAUUCCUUCUUUGUGCAUUAAUAAUGUCAUAAAUGAUGAUCAUGCUAGCACGAGCGUGAACAGACAAACCAAUCCACCAUCUUUUACUAAACGAUAUAAUCACAUUAACAGCAAUUGAAAUGGAUUUAUUUUGCUUCAGAGAACAGAAAAUGUUACAGCUCCUUCAAGGUCUAUAGGCCAGAAUGUAGAAGUGCAAGGUAGAAUUUUGACCAAACUAAAAGUGAUAUGUUUAUUCUUCUGUAAACACAGUGAUGACAAUGAGUAGGAGUAGGUCCUUCUACACCACGUCUUUUGACACCAUGUCCUCCAACACCACAGAGACUGACACUAUCCUGCCCACCACCACCAGUGUCGCUGCCACCAAUCUAACCACCACCCUGCCCACCACUUCCACCAUCACUGUCAUCACUGCCACCAAUAUGACCACCACCCUGCCCACCACUACCACUACUAUGGUCACUGCCACCAAUAUGACCACCACCCUGCCCACCACUACCACUACUAUGGUCACUGCCACCAAUCUGACCACCACCCUGCCCACCAACCUGCCCACCAAUACCACCACCACUGUUGUUGUUGCCACCAAUCUGACCACCACCCUGCCCACCACUUCCACCACCACUGUUGUCGCUGCCGCCAAUCUGACCGCCACCUUCACGACCAACAGCAUCCUGACCAACACCACGUUGAGCCUGUCGUGUCAGAACGGUGGUCAACAAACUAACGGAUUUUGCAUCUGUCCUGAUGAUUUCACUGGUCAAUUCUGUGAGAAAUGUACGUCCUUUUCCACUUCCAUCAUCUUAUUCCAAUAGAAUAAGAGCUCUUUAAAUUAAGUGUAGCUUGUUUUACUUUACUUUCUUUUACUAACAACAACAACAUGGCAAAAUGCUUUGUGAAGAAAUUCCUUCAUGAGCCAAAAAUCUUUUAAAUGCCACCUGACCCUGACUUUAUACAGUACAUGUGCUGUUGUGUAUGUAGCAUUUUGCUCAUUUUUUUCUGGUUUUAAAACUCAACGUAAAAAGACAGUAGUUUAGACAGUUUUAAAACAAUUAUUAAAAGCUCUAUAUAAAUCAAGUGAAUUGAAAUUUUUACUAGUGAAUAAUAACAGUGGCAUUUUAUGGGAUAAAUAUAAACUGCUCAAAAAAUAGCAACAAUAAGGGAAGAUUUAAAAUCACACAUUGGGUCUCAAUGAAUGAACUAUUCAGGCUGAAAUAUUUUUUACUAAUAUACAUGGUGUAAUUCAUUGAAAAUAAAUUGAUGUGUCAAUGGAAACCAAAAUCAUCAACCCAAUGAUGGUUGGAUUCAAAACCGCAGCGAAAAUCUAAGUAAAAAAUUUAAAUUACAAGCUGAUCCAUGCUGACCUUGAUGAAUUUCUGAACAGCAACCCUUGAUGCAAGUCAGUAGUUUAUAUUCAUUUUCUUUUUUUUUCUCCUCUAUUCUUAUUACAGCUUUAUAUAACAGAAUCCAACAAAGUGCCAUUUCUGAAGCUCCUCCUCUGGACAGCCUGUCAGCCAACAGAAUAAAGAUAAAUAACACCUUCGCUAUUCAGGCUGACCAGAUGCCCAUCGAUGUCCAGAUGGACAUCAAGCUUCCACAAGACACCGAAGGCACCAAAAUUGGCUUUGUGCUCUACAAUAACGAUCAGUUCUUCGGAUCCCAGGCCUUCCAGCCGUCACUGGACCUGAAACAGACGAGUGAUCAGUGGACACUUGGAGAAGGACAAGGCCCUGAAGUACAUUCAGUUAAUGAUGAGGACUCAGGUCUUCCUGCAGUGGUGGUGGGAAUCUCUUUAGGAUUCACAUACCAGAUCCAAAACCCCUUAAACUACAGACAGGAAGCUCUCCAUUGGCUGGCUGCAAGAGAUCAGCAGAAAAGUUUGGAUGUAAUGAAGCCCAUGCAGGGUUUUCUGCUGCCGGCUGCUGUCAUGCUCCUCUUUAACAUCGCAGUGCUCUUGUACUUCUCAUACACCACCUGCAGGACCAACCCUGACCUCAACAGCUCACAGGUCACUCCACUGCGCAACAAAAUGCUCAGUUGUGUCUCCAUGGCAGUGGUGCUGGAUCAUCGGCUACUUCCUGCUCCUGGAACCCAAACCCAAACAUCCUCGCCUUCUGCCUCUUUAACACCACGCAGGUGUGAGCUUCAGCGGCUGGCUUUUUCCUAAAUCGGCUUUUUAAUAAAGUCAUGUGUUCAGUUUAAUUUAUUUAACUCCUCAAGGGUCACUUUAGCGAGUUUUACACAAAUUUAAACUACAUUUCCAUGACCAGGGCAUUUCUCGCUAUAUUUUGCUUGUUGGGGUGGGAACGGUGAAAGUCCUCCAUUAGGGAGGGAACCAGAAUAUCAGCCGCAUUGACUACAACUCGAGGUGUCGACUUCCACUACAAACAGCAGGUUGGGAUCAGGGUGACAGACUAUCGGGCCUGUGGUGAAACUCUGCUUGAGUUUGGUGAAAGCGUCUUUGGCUUAAUCUGUCCAGGUAAGUUUCUUGGGUUUUCCUUUAAGAAGUGAUAUGAGGGGCCCGGCUAUGGUGCUAUAGUUAUGGCUGGAUCUUCUGUAGAAGUUAGCGAAGCCUAGGAAGCGUUGCAGUUCCUUGAUGUUUGUGGGUUCGCGCCAGAUGGUGACAGCCGUUACUCUGGACUGAUCCAUCUCCACUCUUUCCUGUGAGAGCACAUAUCCCAGAAUGGUUAUCGUUUUUCAGUGGAAUUCACAUUUUUACAGUUUCACAUAUAGGGUGUUUUCUAGAAGGCAGGAGGGGACAGAACGGACAUGUUUAACAUGUUCCUCAAAGGAGGUUGAAGGAGCAAUGUGGAGGGAGGCUAGUAGCCUUUUCCUUGCUGAAUGUUUUCUGGAGAUCAUGGUAUUCUUGUUGAAGGGCUACGAGAGAAGCCACCCCUGGAUUUCGACAGACAUAGUGAGACAUGGAAUAUUGCUGUAGAAACAGGUAUUGAUACAAUGGGUUGACCAGCAUUUUAAUUCCUCCUCCCUCCAUGAUACAUGAGGGUCGUGUUGUUGUAAUCACGGGAAACCCAAGAUGAUAGGGUUAGCAGAAGAGGAGAUGAUGAAAAAAAGACAGCUUCUCAUGAUGGAAUAGUCCUAUUUGUAAUUCCAGUUGUGUGGUUUGGCGGGUGAGAAAUCCCUCCCCUAUGGGUUGAUCGUUGAUUGCUGUUACGCGUAGGGGAGGAGUACAUGGCACAGUGGGUAGGUGUAGUUUUUUAACCAGGUUGCUGUCUAUCAGGUUGACAUCGCCUCCAGAGUCUAUUAGUGCUGAGACAGGAAAAAGUUCAUGAGCAUAAUGUAACAGGGCAGGCAGGACUAUCUUAAAAACUGAGCUUUUAUUUCCCACCUGUGACGUGGCUGGUUUUUCAAGGCAUUGGUAGACUCGAUGGCCGGAUUGUCCACAGUAGGAGCGAAGUUGAUAUUGCGUUCACCACUGGCAGAAACAGGCAGAGGUCAUACACGAUGAUACAAACAAUGGCAGUGGUAAGGCUUGGUACAUCAUGAGAGAAUGAUAUUUCACGUCUAAUAAUGGGUGCACGCUGAUUUUAUUUUAGGAAGUGUAGUUUGUGGGUGCUCGAAUUCGGGAGUGCUCAAAUUCGGGAGAGGGACAUUAAAGUCAUCUGUUGCUGCUUCUGACAUUUUAGCGUUGACCGUGCCACAACAGAGAUACCUGUUCAUUACACCUCUCAGUCAGAUAGUGUGCACACAGCGUUCCUGGACGUGGAUGAUCGCAUCCACAGGCAGACUCUCAGUGUCCUGCUCCUCCGUGGUGAUGAUGGCAUGUGAUUAAAAAAUCAUAACAAACAUAUUUGAAAGGGGUGGACAAACGGGAUUUCGAAAAAAAAGUGUGUGUGGGGGGGAUGUCCCCCCUGUGGCAAUUAUGCCCCUGACUGUAGCCUUUUUUCUACCAUCCAUGCAGGCAAAGAGGGUUUCUGAGGCUGGAACCAGGUGUGUUUUUUUAAUGUAAACAAACAAACGUCAUACAUUAGCAUACUCUGAUUAAUCGCUGGCUUUGUGGAGAAUCGUUCUCUCACGCUUCUUAAAAUCCGCGGCUUGAAUUGUUAAUGAAAUCAAGCCGAGUUGCUCUCUGAUGCACGGAAAUCAAAUAAUAAACAUAACACAAUUAGCCCAAAUUUAAUAAAAAAGAUAUAUAAUAUUUGUUAAGAACACUUGAAAAAACAAAAAAAACAUACAAAAACAAAAAUAUUGCUCAUGCUUAAGUGUGCUAUUACUUUUCAUGCUGAUAAGUACUGUAGUUUAUUUUUAUAUUAAUUUUUAAAUGCAUUUUUUACGGACUUCACUUCCUCAUAACAAACAUAUUUGAAAGGGGUGGACAAACGGGAUUUCGAAAAAAAAGUGUGUGUGGGGGGGAUGCACGUACAGACAUUUAAGAAGAGCGCACACACUAGUUCGUUUUUUCUCGGAGGUCAUCGGUAGAUGCCGUAAAAGAUGUGUGUAAAACAUCACUCCACUGAUCUCAGUAGUAUUAUAAGAGGCAGUUUAGCUUAUUUGUUAGCGCGCCAGCCGCCCAUGCUGGAGACCCGGGUUCGAGACCCACUCGGAGUUGUAUUUAUAUAUUAUUUGAGAAUUUCUUGCAAUAGCUUAAGCGACAUAUUCGCAAUCACACUCGCAUUGUCUUCUGGAAAUGCAACAUUCUAGUUCUCCUUCCUGUUGCAUCACCUGUUCCCCAUUUACCUUAACGUCUAGCCUUAUAAACAGGGAUCCUUGUGUUCCUGUCAUUAUUGAUCUGUUCUGUGGUCGUUAUGUUUUUUGCCAUAGAUUAUUAGAAGGUUUUUUUAGAUCUAGGUUUUGUUUUAGUUCCUUGCCACGCCAUGUCUCGUGUUUAUGUUAAUAAAGCAGUGCUUCAUUUUAUCCCGCAUUUGGGUCUUACUCCAUGGCCUGCAGGCGCACGCACCACCACGGAAGUCCGGGUUGGAGGCCCGGUCGUGACACAAACACUUGAUUGCUUUUCAUUUUUUUUAAAGAAAGAAAAGCUCUAAUUGGUGUCUGAAAAAAAAAUUGUAGAAAUCAACAUUCCUAGCAAGAAAACGUUCUUUUGUUCUAUUUUAUUACAUGUUUUCCAAAUUUCUGAUUUCUAUUUCUAUAUCUGAAUUUUUCUUAGCCUGAAAAAAUAAUUCAAUUCAAUUCAAUUAAAUGAACAUUGUCACAC
Molecule: messenger RNA, 6146 nt
Organism: Hemibagrus wyckioides
Lineage: Eukaryota; Metazoa; Chordata; Actinopteri; Siluriformes; Bagridae
Exons: 5
Coding region: 2370-3143 (257 amino acids)
Source: RefSeq, a predicted model, not a curated record